CGUCCACAUCCGAGACAGUCACAACCAUCGGGCCGGCAUCAUGGCAUUCGCGUCCGAUUAGUGACGAGAGAGAACGCCUCGAAAACAUCAGACGCAAUGAAGAAUUGAUGCGAGAACUGCAAGUCUUAGGUGGCUCCGAAGAGUUGGGUCUGCCCAAAGCGAAGCCGGACCAAGUCAAGAAAAAGCCUUCAUCUCGGCCCCGCAAGACACCUCCGGCUCCGAAGCGUGAUCAGCCAAUUCGUGCUACUCGAAGCAGUGCGCGACUGCAAGGCUUCGAAGCCGAGAACGAAAGUCUCAAACGCAAGCAUGACGAGGAGGCGGAGCAGGCCAGGCUAGCAGCAGAACAGGCCAAAAAGGCCAAGCAUGAAGACCACAACUUGGCGACUCUAACAGAGGGUCUUUUGGGAGAAGAGGAGUCUGAGCUUCUUCGACAAUCUCUCCUCCAGGCCUCCAUGUCUGCACGUCCCACUCAAACGCCCGAAGAUUACAGACCUGCCCGAUUGUCCAGCGACGCGCAGGAACUCAGCAAGAUUCUUAACCGUAUGAGCCUCCAGAGCACAUCAAAAGUCACAGCUGCACGGGUUUACAGCAUGAUUUACCACCCUUCAGAAGAAAAGGAUCUCGUCUUCAUGGGUGACAAAGAGGGAAACAUCGGCGUUUGGGAUGCUCUGGUGGACGAAGCCGAGACCAACGACGACGCCGAUACUCUCCAGGAAGGAAAAGCGUGGUCAUUGCACACACACGGCAGAAGUCCAGUGACGUGCCUCCGCUUCGACCCGGUGGAUUCAGACUGCCUGUUCUCUUCUUCAUACGAUUCUACGAUUCGAAUGCUAUCUUUGACAUCCAGCACCAGUUCCGAAGUCUGGGGGGGCCAGGAAGAUGUGCUCCUCUCUAUCUUCGACAUUCUCGCACCAGCGAUCCACCCAUCUGCUUUCACGCAUACACCAUCGCCCGGCGCAGACGAACGCUCAAUAUGGAUUGGAGACCAUCGUGGCGGGUUGGUGCACCUGGACAUCAGGGAGAACAAGACUCGGCGAGGAUCGAGCAGACGGUGGCAGGUCUGCGAGAAAAAGAUUGGGGCCAUGUCCGUAAACCAAGUGGCCCCGCAUUGCAUUGCAACUGCGUCUCUUGAUCAACAUGUUCGGCUGUUUGACGUUCGCGCGCUCAAGUCAAUCAAGCUCACGCCCGAUGCGCCAGCUAAUUACAAGGGAGUCGACGUUGAAAUGUUACAGAAAACCCAUGACACAGCGCAAGUAGCAAGUCAUCAGGCCAAGCGUGCUUGCACUAGUGUCGAUUUCAGUCCAAGGGGAGAUAAAUUGGUGGCAGUGACCUACGAUGAUAUGGUCAAAGUCUGGGAUACGAACCUUUCCACCUUAAAAGUGAAAGCCACCUUGAAGGGCAAGGCGAGUUCAGACAACCACGCCGACACGCUCGCCUCGAGCGGCAUUUCCAUUCCCCAUAACAAUCAAACGGGACGAUGGCUGACACUUUUUCGAGCGGUGUGGAACCGGAACCCAGACCUUCCACCGCAUUUCAGUAUGGGCGCGAUGAAUCACAGAGCCGAGAUCUACUCUGCUGACGGGAUAUUGCUGCGAGCCCUGCAUGACGAAGCCCACGUCACCGCUGUCCCCGCGGUGACAGCGAUGCAUCCUCGCCGCCCCGGGCGGCUGGCAACCGCGAAUGCCUCUGGCAGAACGACAUUGUGGGCUUGAUAAGUUAUUCUGGGUCCUAGCUACUUUGUCGCACUCACUUGCACUUCCAAGACCGGUUGACCAGCUGCCUUAUCUCAAUUACGAAUUUGACGCCCAGUCACU
Messenger RNA from Tilletiaria anomala UBC 951, 1814 nucleotides. Its product is annotated as WD40 repeat-like protein. Gene Ontology annotation, cellular component: nucleus. The transcript has 6 exons. Gene Ontology annotation, biological process: regulation of DNA damage checkpoint. The record is from RefSeq and is a predicted model, not a curated record. Gene Ontology annotation, molecular function: protein binding; DNA binding. NCBI's taxonomy places the organism in Eukaryota, Fungi, Basidiomycota, Exobasidiomycetes, Georgefischeriales, Tilletiariaceae. The coding region runs from base 108 to 1712 and encodes 534 amino acids.